AUGGAAGCACUGCAAGGUAGAAGAUCUCUGCUGCACAAUGUAGCUGCUGGCGGCCUUAUUGGUGCGUGGGGGGUCCAGCAAGGACUUCUUGGCGUUCCGUUUGCCAGUCCUGCCUUCUUCUUCCGCUAUCCGCAGGUGACUCCGACAAUGGCAGCGUUUCUGGUGUAUGGAUGCGGUGCAGGCGUGAUGGCGAGCGCUCUCGGCGGCAAAGCUUUGUGA
Symbiodinium natans is the source of this 219-nucleotide messenger RNA. Lineage: Eukaryota; Dinophyceae; Suessiales; Symbiodiniaceae. The record is from the annotation of a GenBank genome assembly.